Molecule: messenger RNA, 1698 nt
Organism: Fundulus heteroclitus (mummichog)
Lineage: Eukaryota; Metazoa; Chordata; Actinopteri; Cyprinodontiformes; Fundulidae
Gene: alg5
Product: ALG5 dolichyl-phosphate beta-glucosyltransferase
Exons: 10
Coding region: 272-1240 (322 amino acids)
Cellular component (GO): endoplasmic reticulum membrane
Source: RefSeq, a predicted model, not a curated record
GUGUCGAGAAGCGACGGUGACUUCCGCGUCGCUGCUGUGUGCAGUUGUGAUUGGCAGCAGGUUUCCCUGAAGUGUCCACGGAACAAUGGACGUAUGACGGGUUAUCCAUCGCUUCCACCGUGAACGAGUUAUUGCAAGCUUGCCUGUUUCAUGUAGUUAGUUUGAAAGUGGAGCACGGGCCGGCAGGGUUGAAUUCAAACAUCAAGGGAACAAGCUAGCCCUACAGCUAGCCACCUGGGCAGGUGAUCUGUCAAAGGCAGUUUUGAGGAAAAUGGACAUCCUCUGGGAGCUAGUUCAAGCUCUUGUCGCUUUGGCAGUCCUCGGUUUGAUUGUGGUGCUUGUAGUCGCUCAUUUGACUGCAGAGAUGGUGAACGUGACACGCCACGAGAACGAGAAAUACUUCCUCACAGCCACAAGAGAGAGGAAACCUUUCCCGAGUCUUCAUGAUCCGUUCUCCAGAGAGCUUUCUGUGGUGAUACCUGCCUACAACGAGGAGCUCCGAAUGCCUGUGAUGCUUGAUGAAGCUAUGCAGUACUUGGAAAACAGACAAAAACAAAACCCCUCUUUCACCUAUGAGGUCAUUGUGGUCGACGAUGGCAGCAAAGACAAAACCACAGAGGUUGCUUUGCAGUACACCGACAAAUACAGUGCAGACAAAGUGAGGGUCCUGACGCUGGUGAGGAACAGGGGGAAAGGAGGAGCAGUGCGAAUGGGCACGCUGAGCUCCAGGGGGAAACUCAUACUGAUGGCAGAUGCUGAUGGAGCCACAAAGUUUUCUGACAUUGAGAAAGUGGAGGCGGGGCUUAAAGACAUCAACACUGGAUCAGAUAACUUAGCCAUUUCCUGCGGUUCCAGAGCUCACCUAGAGAAAGACUCUGUCGCUCAGCGAUCUGUGUUUCGUACAUUCCUUAUGUAUGGCUUCCACUUCCUGGUGUGGUUCCUCUGUGUGAGGGGAAUCAAGGACACACAGUGCGGCUUCAAGCUUUUCACACGCGAGGCCGCUCUCAAGACCUUCUCCUCUCUCCACGUGGAGCGAUGGGCUUUUGAUGUGGAGCUGCUGUACAUUGCCCAGUGUUUUAAAAUCCCCAUAGCAGAAGUGGCGGUGAACUGGACUGAAAUAGAAGGGUCCAAACUGGUCCCAUUUUGGAGCUGGCUGCAGAUGGGACGGGAUCUGAUUUUCAUCCGCCUGCGCUACAUCACCGGAGCCUGGAAACUGAACUCCACACAUAAGACUGAUUAGCCAAUCGGACAAGCCAUUGUGCCAUAGAGACAACCUGUUAUAGGACCACGGAGCCUUACAGCAAGGAGGGGAGAGUUCUGAGUCUGUGGUUCACUUUAAUCAUCAGGCAUAAAAAAAAAAAGCAAAGCCUAAAUCAAUGUUCUUUCCAAGCGUUAUUGGAAAUGAGGUAAUGACACAGUUGUGGAUUCCUGGUGGUCCUGCCUUUUUUUAUGUGGAUGCAGGCUGUUAUUGGCCACUGUUACAGUUAUUUCUGUUGCCACAGCUAACAGAUUGUCCGACUGAUCCUGUACUGAUGUCUCCUGAUGUUUAUAUUGUGCUCGGUCAGCUAAGAAUGAACGAGUUGUAGAAAUGUGUGAAGGACCUGCUCACCAUGUGGUGGCGCUCUGUAAUUAUGAAAAGAAGGGACGCAUAAUGGUCGGAUUGACAUGAAACACAAUAAAACAAAACAAAAAAUAACA